Necator americanus (New World hookworm) is the source of this 4422-nucleotide messenger RNA. RefSeq lists its product as uncharacterized. Gene Ontology annotation, biological process: transmembrane transport. The record is from RefSeq and is a predicted model, not a curated record. The coding region runs from base 1 to 4422 and encodes 1473 amino acids. Gene Ontology annotation, cellular component: membrane. The transcript has 33 exons. Gene Ontology annotation, molecular function: ABC-type transporter activity; ATP hydrolysis activity; ATP binding. Lineage: Eukaryota; Metazoa; Nematoda; Chromadorea; Rhabditida; Ancylostomatidae.
AUGCAUCAAGAUCGACGAAACACUCCUAGGAGGUGGAGGUUCUUCUGGAUUUUACCAUUCAGGCUUAAGCCUUCUGUCUCAAACAUGGGCGCCCCUAGCAGUGCUCUUUGGGACUUUUGCGGGUUUGUGAAUGGCAGCUCAUUUCGGACCAAAUACUUCUUCGAUGACUCCACUAUGACUUUAACCCCAUGCGGAGAGUUUGCACUUGUCGUGACUCAAUCAUUUCCUUUGUUAUUUUUCACUAUCUCGAACAUGAUGUUAAUAUCGACAGGGUUCCCGAGGUUUGAAGAACACUCAGUCAUCUCUCGGAUCUUCACUUCUAAAAUAUUUAUCAGUGUCGUUACGGUCAUCUCAAUGACUGCUUCUUUUCCUGUUACUCUUCUUACAAGAUUCCAUGUAAAACCAGUACUGCUAAUUGAAUACGGGAUUUUGGCUUUUAUAUGGACAACUUUCGCUUCUUUGUGGACGUAUUCAAAAAUAGCUAAGAGCUGGACACGCACUCGUGGUCUCACCAUCGCAACAUUCUUUGCCUCAAAAGUUUUCUAUUUAAUCACUAUCAACAGAUGGAUCCUCUAUGGAUUCAAUGAUCCGAGGACUUACAUACUUUUUGGGGUGUCGAUGGCUCAUAUAUUUGGAUCUGUCGUAAACUUCAUUGAAUGGAGGCAAUAUAAAACUCUGCAACGUCUUAGAUCAGAUAGCGACGGUUACCUUCAACUUCAAGGAUGUUCUGAUGAAUCUGCUGGGUUCUUGUCGCGGAUUUUUUUCUGUUGGACCAAUGUGCUAAUUCAAAAAGGCGGGAAACUGCAGCUACAUUCGAUCGACGAUGUUUUUCUUCUGCCACCUUCGCUUGAAGUAGCUAGGAUUGAGCAUGAAAUGGUGGAAAACUCUCCGACCUUCUUUUCUGAUGGCCAACAUUUCUCUCUGUCUUCAGCUCUUUUAUCCACCUACGGAUUCGCUUUCUUUUCACUUGGCAUACUUCGAUUGGCGUCCGAUGGAUUCACAUUUGCUGGUCCUAUUUUGCUCCACGUACUUGUUGAAAUUUUGGAGAACCCCGCCCCAAAUUCACUUGGUUUCGUAUAUGCUGGUCUCAUGGUGCUUUGCUCUUUUCUUGCAGCUCUCUUCUCGGCAAAUUUCUUUUUCUACAUGCAAAAAAUCAGUCUGAAAGUUCGUACGGCUACUGUUACAGCUAUAUAUGACAAGUUGCUAAUGGUGCCUGUAAGCGAAAUGAGCAAGUUUUCUUCAGGAAUGAUCCUUAAUUUUAUCUCUACCGAUGUUGAUCGUAUCGUCAACUUUUGCAAUUCAUUUCACGCGUUUUGGAGUUUACCUGUUCAGCUGGGUAUUGCUCUGUACUUACUAUAUAGAGAGGUUGGCAUGGCAUUUCUUGCCGGUGUAAUGGUGGCUAUAAUUUUAAUUCCCCUUAAUAAAAAGGUCACAGAUAGUAUUGGGCGAAUGUCAGUCAAGUUGAUGCAUUGGAAGGAUCAAAGGAUCAAACUGGUUCGAGAAACAAUAGAAGGAAUCCGAGCUCUGAAAGCCUCUGCAUGGGAGCAUUGCUUCGAGAAGAAAAUAAAUGAGAUGAGGGAAAAGGAACUAAAGUAUUUGAAGGCUCGCAAAUAUCUCGAUGCUGUUUGUGUGUACUUAUGGGCUUCUGCUCCUCUUCUAAUCACUAUUUCUAUCCUCACGGCAUAUACUCUUAGCCUUCACGAAAAGCUUACGGCUGCAAAAGCAUUCACUUGCUUGGCACUAGUAAACAUCCUUAUAAUGCCACUCAAUGCUUUUCCUUGGGUGUUGAAUGGCCUAGUAGAGGCUCUAGUGUCUCUUAGAAGACUGAUGCGCCUCUUUGCACUAAACAACAUGGAUGUGCAUGAUGUUUAUACACUUUCAGGAGAUAAAGACACUUUGAUGUACGUCAGAGAAGGGAAUUUCUUCUGGAGAGGUUCGAAACAAGCCAUAAGCGGAGUUUCAUUUUAUGGGAAGAAGGGCAAAAUCAUCGGAAUAACUGGAGAUGUUGGGAGUGGCAAAUCGACGCUUUUACUAGGCUUACUGGGCGAGACGAAGUCUCUCACAGAAUGUAUAGGAAUCACUCAAGAUAGCGUUUCUAAUGGAAUUGGCUACUUGGGACAAGAACGAUGGCUUUAUCGAGGUACUGUGCGAGACAACAUAACGGCUGGAAAGGAUUUCGAUGCUAAACUUUAUGAUGCUGUAUUGAAAAUGACCUGCUUACAGAGGGAUAUUAACCUUAUGCCUGGCGGCGAUCUGUACGAGAUUUCUGAUAGUGGUGCGACUUUAAGCGGCGGGCAACGCACUCGUGUUGCUCUAGCUAGAGCUCUUUAUCAGGACAAUUCAUUGUAUCUUCUUGACGAACCGAUUGCAUCUCUUGAUCGACGUGUUGCUGAUUACGUUUGGGUAGAAGCGAUUGAGAAGAGAUUAAGAGAUCGUGGCCGAUUGGUAAUUGUGGCAACUCAUGAUGCAAGAGUGCUAGCCAGAACUGAUGAAAUUAUUGUGUUAGGAAGUGAUGGUAAAGUUGCCAAAAAAGGCAGUCCUGAACAAAUUCUUGGUACGGAGGUUAUGAAACUUGGGGUUGACGAGGAGGAGUCGGGUGUUGAGACUGAACUGGAACGUGUUGUGCUCCAGGAUGAGGAGAGGCAGGUGGGACGGGUGCGAGCGUCCGUUGCCAAUGCAUACAUCCAAGCUACAGGGCCCUUUCUUAGUGCCGUCAUCUUAGUGGCUUUAUGUUUGAUGCAACUCUCAAAGAAUGCUGCCGAUUGGUGGUUGAGCAGAUGGACCGAAGGUCAAAGUAACAUUACGGAAAACUCUUCCUCUCCUGGUUUAAACCGCUUGUUGUUUGGUCCUAGAAAUAUUGAUCUGCUGGAAGAAGAACAAAUGGACCGCUCCAUCUAUUUCCUAAUCGUUUAUGCAGGCAUAGCUACAGCUAACACAAUAUUCACAUGCAUUCGGGCAUUCCUUUUUGCCUACGGUGGAAUUCAAGCUGCUAGGCAUCUCCACUCGAAUCUACUCCACAAACUGCUCAAGGCAUCAUUAUCAUGGUGGGAUCGCACACCGUCUGGACGCGUGAUCAAUCGAAUUUGUGCAGAUGUCUAUACUUGUGAUGAUAAUUUGCCGUUUCAGUUAAAUAUUCUUCUCGCUUCCCUUUCCAAUCUGCUCGGAACGCUGGUGAUCACAAUUAUGGGUUUGCCACUUAUGACACCAGUCAUUCUCAUAUUGUUGACAGUUUACUAUUUCAUUCAAAAGUACUACAGAUUAACAACUGUCGAACUGAAACGCUUAACCUCUUUGAGUUUGUCCCCGUUUUAUUCCCUCCUUUGUGACACAGUUAACGGACUUGUAACUAUCAGGGCCCAGCGAUUCGUGGAAAGAUUCGCAAAGGAGCUGCGCGAAAGACUCACAGUAAACAUAAGAGCACAAUUUUCUACAUUGGCCGCCAGUCAGUGGUUAUCAGUCCGCCUGUCGCUGAUUGCCGUAGGGAUUGUCGCUGCGAUAUCUUUUUCAGCUGUGGUUCAACACCAGAUUUUGGGGGUCGAUUCGGGUCUCGUUGCUCUCGCUAUAACUUAUGCUCUCUCAUUAACAAGUCUGCUUAAUGGUUUGUUGGGCUCAUUCAUUGAAACUGAGAAGGAAAUGGUUGCUGUGGAAAGGAUAAAUGAUUACCUCACUAAUAUUCCUGAAGAACAGAACGAGCACAAAGAUGAGACUCAUAUGCAAUUUGCGGGGAAAAUUGAGUUCAAAAAUGUGUUCCUGAGAUACAGCAGAUAUUUACCUCUUGCUCUGGACGACAUAAAUAUUUCUAUAGAGGCUGGAGAGAAGGUAGCCAUAAUUGGAAGGACGGGAAGUGGAAAGUCGAGUUUAUUCCAGGCGUUACUACGCAUGGUCUCUAUUGAAUCCGGACAGAUAUUACUUGACGGUGUUGAUACUGCGUCAUUAUCUUUACCAGUACUUCGACGAAUAUUUGGUGUAGUGCCACAACAUCCAUUUAUAUUCAGUGGAUCUCUAUACGAAAACUUGGCUAUAGGUUGCGAGUACGUAACCGAAGAUCAAGUUGCCAGCAUUGCUCGAGUCACCCUCCUUGAUUCUCUUAUGACCAGAAUUGGUGGGCUAAAUGGUCAGAUCGAGGAAAGCGGUAAAAAUGUGUCCUUCGGGGAGCGGCAGAUCAUUUCAAUUUGCCGAAUUUUGUUGGCCAGAUGUAAGGUUGUCCUAAUUGACGAAGCAACUUCCCAUUUGGAUGGUGCGGUUCAUCGACAAAUGAUGUCUUUGAUAUCCACCCACUUACCGACAGCUACUGUAAUCUGUAUCACUCAUGGUAUGGAUGGACUGUCAGACUUCGACGCUGUAGUCGAGAUGGAAAAUGGAAAGGUCAUUAGCAAAGGGCCGCCCAUUGUGGACAAUAUAUCACAUGAAGUUCUGUCGUAA